AAAGUGAUGCUCGGGAAGAGAAAUCUGAGCAGAAAAGGCCCCGUGAUAAUGCUGAUAAUGUUGCUACUGCUCCAUCCACAUCUAAUCCCAACAGCGAUGACAACACAAUACAGUCCACCAACACUGUUGAUGCUGCAAAUGAACCGUCUACCCACACAGCAAAUAACAGUGCUUUGAAUGGGAUAAACUUAAAUGAGGGCCAAAUAAAAGAAGAAACACUAAAUCAUACAAAUAUAAUGAAUGUGAUGGGUCCUGACAGCAGCAUCAUGGUCUCCUACAUGGUCCCUCUUGCACUUCUUGUGGGUGUUGUUGGUUUUGUGGUGGUUCCAUGA
This is a messenger RNA of Trypanosoma theileri, 332 nucleotides long. RefSeq lists its product as uncharacterized. NCBI's taxonomy places the organism in Eukaryota, Euglenozoa, Kinetoplastea, Trypanosomatida, Trypanosomatidae. The transcript has a single exon. The annotation marks the transcript as partial. The record is from RefSeq and is a predicted model, not a curated record.